GACAUUUGGGAAAUUUCGUUUGACCUAAUUUUUGGGACUUCUUUUCAUUUCCUAUUUUUCAUUCACCCUUCUAACUUGAGGAGAUUCUUCUUAUCUUUGCUUCUUCUUUGGUUCUUGCCUAGGGGAAGAAAAAAAAUUUGUAGUGUAGGAGCUUGGCUAGCGAUUGAUUUGACGGAGAGCGCGAGAGCUCAUUCUUCUUCUUCUUUGCGCCUUCCUCUCUCUUUGAUCGAUCGAAUCUGGAUCGCCCAACAAGAAAGAAGAGGCAGACGAUGGCGCCGCUCAUCCAAUUCUUGCAGUGAAGGAAGACCCAAGCGAUUUUUUUCUUCGAUUUCAAGAUGCCGGGAGUGUUGAUCGAUGAUAUGCCCUUCUCGCUGGAUCAUCCCGCCUCCACAUCGCCAUUCUUGGACAAUCUCUCGCCGCUCUCAUCGCCCUCUUCCCCCUUCCACCAGAUGCAUCACCACCACCACCACCACCUCCACCAGCAAAGCAGCAGUCUUUUGGAAUCCAUAAUGGCCACCGUCUCUUCUCCCACCUCGUCCUCUCCGCCGUCCUCUCCGGUGGACAGUCCGCGCGGCACCUCGCACGACGCCGCGCUGUCUACCGUGCUGCACCGCUUCCUACCGUCCAACAACAGCGAUGAAGCGACCUGGAGCGCCGAGGACGUCUACUCUUGCGACGAGUUCCGGAUGUUCGAGUUCAAGGUCCGGCGGUGUAUGCGCGGCCGGAGCCACGACUGGACCGAGUGUCCGUUCGCUCAUCCGGGCGAGAAGGCUCGGCGGAGAGAUCCGCGGCGGUUUCACUACUCGGGCACUGCUUGCCCGGACUUCCGCAAGGGGAGCUGCAAGAACGGCGACGCCUGCGAGCUGGCGCACGGCGUGUUCGAGUGCUGGCUGCAUCCCGCGCGGUACCGCACGCAGCCGUGCAAGGAUGGCCGGAGCUGCAAGAGGAGAGUGUGCUUCUUUGCGCACACGUCCGAGCAGCUCCGCCUUCUUCCCCAGGUCUCGCAGGCCAUGAGCAAUUCGCCUUCUUCCACUACGCCCUCUUCCUCCUCGCCACCCUCUUCUUCCUCCUCAAACGCGCUCUUCUCGUCCUCGCCGUGUUCUUCGUCGCCAUCGCUGCCCUCUUCUUUCUGCGCCACCACCUCGCCGGAUUCCUUCUCCUCCGCCCCCUUCGUGGGCUCUCCCUGCUCGCCGCGAAGAUCUUCCGCCUCGGCCGCGGCAUCGCUCCUCCGGAGCUUCAGCGACAAACCAUUCGCGGGCUCGUCGCCGUCGCUUGGCUUGGAUUCCUUCGAGCCCUCCAGCGCCAUGUCGACGUCGUACUGCUGCUGCCACCAGGGCCCGCAACAGCAGUCGUCUCGGGCAGUGGCGGCAUGCAGCGCGGCACGCCUCAUCUCCUCCCCGACCUCCACUCUCGUCGGCCUCGCGCAGUCUCCACCGCCGCUCUCCCCGCCACUCUCGCCGUCGCAGUCGCCGCCCAUGUCGCCCUCGGCGGUACCGCGGCGUCACCUCGACACCCGCCGCCUCGGCUUCGCGUCCGCGCCGUCCAGCCCCGCCACCAGCCACCAUCCGCUCCACAAUAAGGCCAUGUGCGAUCUCGUCACCGCGCUCCAGCAGCUCGAGCUCCAGAAGUCGGUUACCGUGCCGCACGUCGCGGGCGGUAUGCAGCACGGUACCGCCGGGUGGGUCCAGUGCAGCCCGCAGUACAGCAGCGGCCCCAGCCCGCUCCGGCCGGGGGCGAGCGCGGGGAGCUGGGCACCGCCGUGCGCCGUACCGCGCGGUACGAGCGUCAGCCUGCCGUGUACCCCGACCAAGCCGACGAGGUGGGACACAAUGUGGGAGAUGGAGAUGGGCGAGGAGGAUCUUUUGGAGGAGCAGGAGAUGCUAUCGAUGCCGGUGCCAAGGGUGGAAUCGGGCAGGGAUUUGCGAGCAAAGAUCUAUGGGAGGCUGGCGACCAAGGUGAUUGGAAGUGGUGGAAAUGGUGGUGGUGGUGGCGAGAGUAGCGGACUGGGGAUCGGGUACGAGGCUGGAAUUGGAGAGCCAAGCCCGGAUCUGAAUUGGGUGAACGAUCUGGUGACCGAGUGACAUGGAUGGAUGAUCCGACCCAACGCGCGCUUGGCGAUUUCUCUCUAUACAGGCAUUUUUCGAUUCUUUUUUUAAGAUUUAUUCAGUAGGAGCAAGCAAGCAGGAGUAGCAGCAAAAGACUCAAGAGACGAUGGAUUGAAGAAAACAAAAACAAGGGAAGAGUUUCUCAGGAACUGAGGUGCUUUGGUUCCGGAUCAAGCAAAGGCAAGAGGGGUGAACCGAUUUAACUCGGAGGAGGUACUAGUUUAACGAUAUUGAAGAAAAAUUUGAGAAAGUUGGCAGAGGAGUUGUGGUAUAUGAUGUUUAUAGGAGGGAUGGAGCUAGUAGAUCUCUUUCUGUAGUUUGGGGGUUCUCUUUUUUUUCGUUCCUUCUUUCUUGCUCACUUGGUUGGAUGAAGAUCCUCCAAGUCUAUGUUUAUUUCUUGAAUUUUUUUGUGUACAUGUUUUUUUGCAAGCUGGUCUUUUCCAUUUUUUCUUUAUGUAAAUAAUAUAUACUAUAUAUACUAUA
Messenger RNA from Selaginella moellendorffii, 2588 nucleotides. RefSeq names its product zinc finger CCCH domain-containing protein 35. Lineage: Eukaryota; Viridiplantae; Streptophyta; Lycopodiopsida; Selaginellales; Selaginellaceae. Bases 336 to 2081 code for a protein of 581 amino acids. Gene Ontology annotation, molecular function: metal ion binding. The record is from RefSeq and is a predicted model, not a curated record. The transcript has a single exon.